AUGGCUGGUCUUCUUAUCGCCCUGGUCGUCCUUCUUAUCAUCGCUCUGCUUUGCGUCAUCGCCCUCUACUUCAUGCGCUGGAGAAAGCGCUCAAUACGCGCCGGCUCUCUUGUCAUUGAUGACGAGGAAAAGUCCGCUUCUCAACAUCACCGUGUUACCGUCCGCCCUCAUGAGUCCAUCAUUGUCUACCAGGAGAAGCAAAGUCUCAUCGACAACUCAGAGGCACCCCCAUCGGCCAACGCGGUACCCGAGAUCCGCAUCCACUUCCCUGAAGAGGUCGACACUUCAGGCAAGCGCCAAUCCGGCAGAGUCGUCGUCGUGCGUGUUGGCGAGCACAGCAUUGGUCUUGAGCCCGUAUCGGAAAACCUCCCUCCUUACCAAAAGAGUGAGUCGGAUCGUUUCCAGUCUCUUGAUCUCGAGAGGAUAGGCGGCUUGAAGGAGAAGGAUGUCGAGGCUCGCUACCAAUAG
Molecule: messenger RNA, 468 nt
Organism: Aureobasidium melanogenum CBS 110374
Lineage: Eukaryota; Fungi; Ascomycota; Dothideomycetes; Dothideales; Saccotheciaceae
Exons: 1
Coding region: 1-468 (155 amino acids)
Source: RefSeq, a predicted model, not a curated record